UUCAAUUCUAAAAUAAAUCAAACAAGGAGAUCAUAAUUAUAUUGACAUUAACUUUAAGAUUGAUUUUAAACUGAAUAUUCAAGGCGGUGAUAUUUUGGUACCAGGGCAAACUGCCAGAUUGUCUUUACACUAUCAACAGCAUGAUGCAUUUUACUAAUAUCACGUAAAUAAUACAAAUUAGACACGUAUCCAGUUUACUUUUAGUAACUUGUUAAUUUAAGGCGUGUGUAAUAAAAAAUAGCCUAAAUUUAAAUAAAUGUAGCACACAAAACACAUAAAAAGUUAUAAAAAGCGGAGAACUGCCGGUUAAUUAUGAUAAUGUCAAUAUUAUGCAAUUAAUUGGUACGAAGCACGCCCGACUGGUUUCGGUCACGGAUUUUGACGCUCAGUGAAACUAUAGUGCGAUAAGAUGGAGAUGUCCUCGUCGGAACAGCUCGAGCCAGCUGGUGUUGACGCUGCCAGUCCUGGCAGGAGAGCGGCUGUUCCUAAAAUCCCACUGGCUCUGAGGCUGUGGAGCCUGCUGCAGCCACUGGCAAGGUUUUGGGGAUUGAUCACGGCUGUUGUGAUGAGUGGCGCCGGUUCCGAACUCGUGGUGCUAGGGCGAGGGGCAUCAGGGCCGGGCUUGCUCGUCGGAUCAGCAUGCGUUCUGAUACUGGAGACGAUGUGGGUCGCGGCGCUGUUUGUGGACGUGCUAUGCCGCCGCGGGGAAUACACGCUGCCGCUGCGGUGCUGGGACUUCACGCGCUGGUCGUGCGGCCGCGCGCGCGCUCCAGCAUACGCGUGCGCCGCCACCGCGCUUUUGUUCGCUGACCUUACGCUGCUGGCCACUAUAUCAGGUGGCAUGCUGCUGGUAUUAGCGGCGCUCCGAGCCGCAAUACCCUUCUCGCCUAACGCAACACACGGGCCGCACUCGCCCCGCGCUGGUAGCUCUCUCCUCAGUCAGCUGGAUUCGCCGUUGCCUGAUGUGUUCUACUCGCAGGCUGUAAAGGAGAGAUGUGAAGAGAUGACCGUGUUGGAUCUAAAGGUGCCCGACCGGAACCGCUCGCCUUCGCCCAAGCCACCCCUUCUAGAGCUAUGACUCAAUUCUGCUCAAUCGUUACUAUGAAUUUAUGCUUUUCUCAUUGCCAAGUCUCCACGCAAUUAUUUGUCUUCUUAAAUAGUAUAUGAGUCAUAAAUGGUCUACAACUCUACAUACACAAAUAUGUACAUAUUUACUUAUUGACAUAAUAUUGAUAUCGAAAAUAGAAAUGAAAGAUUUGUAACAAUAUGUUAUGACUCAAAUGUAGGAUUUUGGCGUAAGAUUAAAUUUGUCUAAAUGUAUGAGUUUAGAUGGAAAGGUAGGUAGUAAAGCUAUGGUAAAAAGAAUCUAGAAAUACUUAAUUAGGUAUUUAUUAUUAACCUACCGAGCAACUGUGAUAGCCUAGAAUAAUGUUAACUUAAUAUCACUUAAAAUGUUACAACGGCGUAAGGUUACAAUGAACUUUUGUACUAAGUUUAUAAAAUUUAUAAACACAA
Messenger RNA from Cydia splendana, 1515 nucleotides. RefSeq lists its product as uncharacterized. The transcript has 5 exons. The record is from RefSeq and is a predicted model, not a curated record. Lineage: Eukaryota; Metazoa; Arthropoda; Insecta; Lepidoptera; Tortricidae. Bases 410 to 1078 code for a protein of 222 amino acids.